Molecule: messenger RNA, 1968 nt
Organism: Symbiodinium natans
Lineage: Eukaryota; Dinophyceae; Suessiales; Symbiodiniaceae
Source: the annotation of a GenBank genome assembly
AUGGUUCAGGCCCAAGGAACCGAAGGAAGGGAGGGAAACGAGCUCGUGUACCUGACCGAAGUCCCUGCCGGCUGGAGCCUGGCGACUCUCAUCGACGCCUUCGUGGAGUUGUCGGCUUGUCUUGCAGACACCGGCCCCGCGGCCCGGGCUCGUUGCUCCGUGCUCCGCCGGCUGGUGGAGCUCUGGGCCUCCCAGCCUUCGGAGGCCGAGGCCUGGCUUUUAAGGCGCCAGGAGCUCUACGCGCAGGAGCUGAAUGACAAGCCCAUGGCGAGGCCGGAGCUCCUGAGCGAGGCGCUGCUUCGGCACGCCGCGGCCGAGUGCGGCCAGCACUGGUGCGGCUCCGGCUGGAGCCACUUCUCCGACUCGGGGCUGCGACGAGCGAAGCCCUGCGGCACGGCAGCAGACCAGGAGUAUUGGGUGGCUUGGUAUCUGCAGCAUCACGACACCCGCACGCGCUGCCAGCAGCUCGCAGAGGAGCUCGUAAGGGCCGAAAGCGAGGCGCGGGAGGCCCGGGAGGCCGCAGCACAGCAGGCCUCGCAGAAGCGCCAGCGCCUGGCAGAGGAGAUCGCGGAGCGCCGUCGCCUCCAAGCAGAGCUCCAAAGAUCUCAGGAGGAGUGCCAGCAGCUACACAGCCGCCUUGCUGAGGCAGAGACCAGGCUGUCCGAGAAGGCCCAGCAGUGCGAGGAGCUCGCAACUCGCGCGGCAGCCGCGGAGUCCUCGGCAGAGGAGAUGCAGAAGGAGCUUCAGCAGCGGCAGUUGCCGGAGGAGCACAGCAAACGCCAGGAGGCUUCCGAGUGUGCCAAGACUAAGAAGCGCCUCGCAGAGGCCGAGUCCGAAGCCUCCGAUGCCUCUGGAAAGCAGCGAAGGCUGGAACUUGAGAGUCGCAGCGAGCCGGAACUUUCGGAAAAGGGGACGGCAGAAGAGGCGGAAGAGGUUGGGAGCAAGUCCCAGCUGCGGCUUGAGAAGGCGGUGCUCCAGGAGCGCUGCGAGCAGCUCCAGCAGCAGCUUGCUAAGGCGGAGGCGAAGCUGGAUCUCAUGCAAGAUCUGCGGGAAGAGAUCGGCAUGUACAAGGAGCGCCUGCGUGGGCUGGAGCGCCAACUUGCCGAGACAAGGAAGGCGGAGAGCUGUUCGCUUGGUGUCAUCUCAGGUCCUACAAGUCAUACCUCCCUGAAUCUUCAUGGCCCAGCCCCCACCGAGGCAGCCUGCGGUCAGCGUGGUCAGCAGGAGCCGGAUCGGGCCUCCGUCCCGAGUGAGUCCUCAAGCUACCCCUCAAACCCGAGUCACUUCAUGUCGGAUGCCAUCUUCAAGAGCCCAAAUAUGGACUCCAACGACCUCUGCCGGGGGAUAGACCUUCAGAAAGGUUCGCAGGUCCUGGCUCUCGAUGGGGAGACGGUCUUGGAAGUGGUGGAGAUCUCGCAGGAAGGGCAAGCGACGGAAGUGGUGGACUUGCAAGCGGGCCUUGCAACCCUGCGGGUGAUUUCGGACCAUCCUGUGCAACUUGCUGAUGAAGGCUGCGAGGGACUCCCUCGUUACGUCCCGGCAAGCAAGCUGAAGAAGGGCGACGCCGUCAUGCUUCAGGCGGGGGAGCCGGUGGCCCUCACCGGCGCCGAGACGCAGCCCAUGGAGUGCCAGGUGCUGAAGAUCCUCUUCAAGCCGGACUUGCCUGCGGCCGUCUUCCCGAGCCCAUCCUGUUCCCCAGCCUCCAAGAGGCCCAAGAAGGGGCCCAAGAAGAAAUCGCAGCUGCGCCGUAGUGGCGGCGGGAGGAGAGUAGCCAGAGUAGCCACAUGCAGAAAGCACAGGCCUUGCGCAAGCAAGGGCCCUCACAAAGAACACACCGUGGCUGCCGAGUUUUCGAAGUUGCUUUCCGAACGUGGCGUCACCCGCAGCAGGAGAGGCAAGUCUUCCGCCGCUCCGAUGGAUGGAGGAGCCUCCAUUCCCGAAACUGCGGCCGGGGAGGACAUGGCCUGA